UCGGUUGUGGGUGCGCGCACACGGCCAGGCGCGCGCGGCCCGUGAGCACCGGACUGGAGCCCUAUGGAGCCCCCGGCCUUCCCCGGCGGUCUCCAGACCGUGAGGGCGGCCCCAGGCGGGGACGCCGCCCUCGUGCUCCCGUUGCCGGCAGGCACACCGCCCUUCCGCUACCAAUGGAGCCGCGCGGGGGCGUCACUAGACGAGCGGUUCACUGCUUCCGAGGACGCGGGUGGUGUCCGGCUGACCGUCUCCGCUGCCCGCACCGGCGACAGUGGCGUCUAUACGCUGCAAGCUAGCAAUGCAGCUGGGAGCGACACGACCCGCGUUCGACUUGAGGUGUCCCCGGACGAGGCGGCGACUGGCGACGACCCGCCGACCUUCCUGCGGCGCCUCCAGGACCUCACCGUGAAGGUCGGCACCAGGACCAGGUUCCUGGUCGAGAUUAUCAGCUCUACAGAAUGCAAGGUAACAUGGUACCGCAACGAGCGCCGCCUUAUGGAGGCGGAGCGAGUUGCGUUGGUUAGGGACGGGAGCUUAUGGUGCGCUGACCUGGCUUCAGUCAGCGUUGACGACGCCGGCCGGUGGACUUGCACUGCCGAAAAUGAGGGUGGGAGAGCUAGCUGCUCUGCCCAUCUGAAUGUUCUCGUACCAAAAGCAUACAAACGACCUGAGUUCGUAGAAGAGCUCAGAGCUCUGCUCACUGAACAGGGGACCGUGUCACUGGAGUGCAAGGUAGUAGGUGUCCCUACGCCGGUGCUGCGGUGGUUCAAGGAUAGUCGGGAAAUCAAGGCUGGCGAUGUGUUCGCGCUUACAGCUAACGCCGAAGACCCCACGUCCCUCGGCACGUACACCUGUGAGGCAGUCAACUGCAUGGGCAGAGCGUACUCCUCAUCGAAAGUGCAUGUCGUCGGCCGUGGCAGCCGGGAGGGAUCCGCCAGACCUGGCUCCAGUGGUAUAACUCCCGAGCCGCCGCCGAUCUUCACGAAAGAGCUGGAGGAUCAGUUCGUGAAGAUCAGCGAACACCUGAGCCUUAGUUGCCACAUCGUGGUGCCACCAUGGCCGAGAGCCGUGGUCUGGUAUAACAAGGAGGGGAAAGUCGAACCCAACGAAAGAUACCACGUGGUAGAGGAUGGCGUUGGGGGAUAUCUAUUAGAGGUGCAACCAGCGGAAUGGUGCGACGAGGGCGAGUGGAAAUGCGUCGCAACUAGCCAGGGCGGCAGGGUGGGAAUAUCCACGUGCUAUGUAGCUAUGGAUGUACCCAAGAACUACAGAAAGCCCCGAUUUAUGGAGAAUCUACAAGCUGUACUUACUGAAGAAGGGCUCGUUUCGUUCGAGUGCAAAGUAGUUGGAUUCCCUACCCCAGUGCUGAGCUGGUUCAAGGAUGGCCAGGAACUGAAACCCGGGGAUGUGUACCAACUAACAGGCACUAACUCCCUGGGAUCGUACUGCUGUAUUGCAAGGAACUGCAUGGGCCAAGCGAGCAGCUCAGCCGAGUUGACCGUGGAAGAUAUACAAAAUCAAUUGAAUGAAGAGGAAAAACUACAGUUGUUCUCAAAAAAUCAAGCCCCUAAAUUCAUACAAGGCUUAAAAAGCGUUGAAGCAAAAAUCGAUGAUCCAUUCCGUUUCACUAUUAAAGUUGCCAUUCCGCCUGAACCGUCACUACUGUGGUACCGUGAUGAACAACCAGUUGAGGAGUCCAUUCGAUGCCAUCUUGGUAAAGAGGAGAAAGGAGUAUUCUUCUUGGAUAUACAAAAUCUGGAAUUUAUUGACCAGGCUGAAUGGAAGUGUGUUGCUAAAAAUGAUUUUGGACAUAGUGUCACUUCUUGUUUCCUCAAAUUGAUUAUACCACGACAUUACAAAAAACCUCGAUUCUUAGAGAAUUUACAGGCUAUUUUGUCUGACGAAGGAGCUGUUAAUUUAGAAUGCAAAGUUAUUGGUGUACCACAGCCCAUUCUCAAAUGGUACAAAGAUGGGGAGGAGUUAAAACCGGGUGAUAUCCAUAGAAUAAUUUCGGGGCAAGAUGGUACAUGCUGUCUUGGGACAUAUACUUGUGAAGCGCAGAACUGUAUGGGAAUAGCAGCUAGCUCGGCCUCUCUACUCGGUUUUGACGAUUCUAUGAAAGCUAAAAGUAAGAAAAAGGCAGAAGAACAAGCUCUACAAAGAAAUCUCUCGCUUAGUACAAUACACGAAGAACGAACAUCGCAAAUGUAUGAUACGCCAGUUGGUGAUAUCACUCUGGAUGAUAAGGGUGAAAUUUCCUUUUCAUUUGACGGCAAAGAGGUUUCUGUCUCUUUAUAUGAAACUCCAGACCUAACAGAGGAAGAAGCUCUUCAGAUAGUAGAAAUGUAUGCUGAUCAAUUAUCUGAAAAUGUAACUGAGCAUAAUGUUGUUGAACUGCCUCCUUUACGAUUUGUUAAGGAAACUUCAACAUCUGGAAACCUAUUGAUGGAAGCGAUUAUUAUUGAUGUUUCACCGGAAUACUUUGCUUCUCCAGAAGAAGAUUUACGAACCGAAGCUGACAUAGAAGAUAUUUCAAUUGCUGACGAAAAUGGCCCCCCUCAACUUUCUCUUGACCAAGAUAUUGGAGGCGAAUAUUAUUUAGAAAAAACAAUGGCAUUAUUAUCAGAAGAGAAAUCUGAUAUAGCAAAGAAAAUGCCAAGAAAGAAAUCCGACUCGCCGAAGAGCGGCGAUGAUUAUUUCAGUUUAUCACGGGAUCGUUCUUUAUCUGAAGAUAAAAAAGAUGAUGAUACCCAAGUUUUAUCUGAAAGUGACUUACAAAGUUUUGCAAGUGCUAGAAGUUCUGGAAAACUUAAAUCAAAAAUGUCUAAACCUUCUAUCGAAGAUGGGCAAGAGUCUUCUGAUUUAACAAAAACUAUAUUACAUAAAGAUGAAGUAAAGAAUCAAAUGGAGCCUAGUGAACCACCCAUUGUAAAACCAAAGCGUGAGCGUCGAAGUAGUCGUAGCUCUAGAAAAUCCAGUUCAGGAAGUGAAAAAUCACUUAGUAAACUCAAAGAAGAGCUUCCUCUAGUACAAUCUGAAGUUGAACAACCUACUACACAACCAUCGAUGUCUGAAAAAGAAUUUAAAACGAAAAUGACUAAUAUAAGUACAUGUCUUUCUAAAGUUUUAAAUGAUGUACAGAUUAUUGAACGAGAUAUAAUUCUUAAAUCUGAACUUAUGUCGUCAGCAGCAACAGCGUCUCGCAGUCUAGAAAUAAUUAAUAGUUUAAUUACACCCUUAACUGAAAUACAUAGCAUUGCUGAUGCUGCUACCGAGUCAGUAGCUGAGUCAAAAGAAGUGAGCAGUACUUUAUUCACUAAUCUUACUCAGCCCUUAAAAACACUUCAACAGUCACUUAUUAUAAUAGAGAAAUGUAUCGAUGUAGAAAGUGACAGCAAGACGCUAGUUAAAAAAACAUGUGUAGCGUUUAUAGAAAAAUGUAAUGAAGGAAUUUGUCACCUAUUAUCAGAUAUAAUUUCUGUCACAAAUAAGAAUUAUCUACAGAUGGAAAAGAAAACAUCGACUGAAAUCGAAACUUUAGCUAACGAAAUGUGUAACGUUGUGAAAUUUUCAAGUGAUACAAUUAAAGCCAAAAACCUUAUAAGCGAAGCAAACGAUAUAAAAAUUGAUGAACAUUCACUAGAAAUGAAACACUUAAAAGAUACACAGAAAGCAGUGUUUGAAUUAAAAAAUCCACUAAAUUCAUUAUUAAGUAUUGUUCAAAAUGCUGAGAAUGAUCAGUUAGUUGAUGUGUCAAAAGUAAAUAAUAGUGAGGUCAUAUUAGUCAACAUGUCAGCUUCUAUUCAGGAUUUACAAACUGCUUUAGAACAAAUAGAGUCCUUAUCAGUGAAAGAAACAUCUACUUCCUUGAGUAAAUAUAAUACAGAUAUAAUUGAAACUGUUAUGCAACCUGUAUUAAAAUUAAGGAAUUCUUUUGAAGAAUUAUCUAGUGAAACUAAAAAUGAAGAAGGCAUAAAUGUAUCAAAACAGACAUUGAAAGCAAUAAAACAAAAUUUAAAUGAGUUAUCUUCGCAUAUUAAGCGAAUUGAAUCUAAUGUGGGCCCAUUUGAUAUUCUACAAAGUGACAAUAAGUUAGAAAUUCUUCAAAAAAUGGCUCAAAUUCUAAUUGCAUUAGAAAAUAAUUUACCUAGAUUAGAAACGGUGCCAGAAAUUAAAAGCAAUAUGAUAACAUUUCAUAAGAAUUUAACCAAAGUUCUAGAGAAUGUUAUUGAGAGUAAUGACGCAAAAAGAUAUUUUACAUUAAUGGAAAUUUGCGAUGCUGUUAAUAGAAUUAAUAAUUCUAUAAAAAAUAUAGACUCCGAUAACAUACUUUCGCUUGCUAGUCUAGGUAGUACAUUAAAAAUAAUUCAAGACCAAUUUAUAAAAAAUAUUUUUGAAUCUGAAUUAAAUUGUUCUAUCCUUAGUAACAUUACCGAUGUACUUAUUGGAAUACAGGAAGCUGUAAACCAUGCUGAAGAAGUCAGUUUGCAAGUAGAUCAUGAACAUAUACAAGAUUUAUCUGCGAGAAUAUAUGAUACUAAUAAAGCCAACAUUAUCGUAGAACAUAUGGAUCAUGUAAUUGCUGCAAUAAGUACAAUGAAGUUGAUGGAAUCUACAAAAGAUCUUCACUCUACAAUUAUGCCAGCAUUACAUAACAUAUCUCCAGUUUUAGAGGAUCUCAAACGAAAUAUAGCAUCUUUAAAAUCAACUGAUAUACACGAAGAAGAACAUUUAUCAGAUCUUUCUGAUGUUUCAUUUAGUCAAACUAUUGCUACUCCGCUUUGUGAACUAAAUCAAAGUAUAAUGUUGCUUAAUCAGGUAAUUGUUGAAAAUUUAGAAAGUUUGAAAGAAAAUACUAAUGUUGCAGCUACAAUGGCAGCUCCUCUUCAUGAAUUAUAUUCAACAUUACAAAUUUUACAACAGGAUGUAAUUUCACAAUACGAUAGCGACCUAACUUCUUACGACGUAAAUCUUAAUAUAGCGAAUGCUGUUCAAAAUCUUCAAAGUUGCAUAAUAAUGGUCCAGGAAAAUACUGGCGUAGAAGUAAUUGAUGAAAUGUCAACUUUAGAAGAUAUUUCUGGUAUAAAAACCACUGCAGAUACAAUUCCGUCUGAUCGUUUAAUAUUGCCUGCUGCUGAAGAAACCGCCGUUCAACAAUCACUUCUACCAUUAAAUCAAGAAUUAACAAGUACUGUUACCGCUCAAGCUUUACAGACAUUGAAUGAACAUAUUACUGUACUUCAAAAUCCCGAAGUAAUUGAUGCUUUGGAUACUCUCUCAGAAGUCAGUGAUUAUUCUAGCCUUAAAUCUUUGGCAUUAGAAUUGGGUGAAUUGCACGCUGGUAUAGAACAGAUCUUGCACCCUAUUGUCGUUGAAAAUUCAAACGAUAUAGUUAAUCUCACCGAUGCAACAAAAUUAUCGGCAAUAGCUGAACCUAUGCAAGAUCUUCAACAGUGCUUAUCUGUAUUAAGUACAAGUGACAUUCCAAUUUACGAACAUAUUUUAGAGUUACCGACGGAAAAAGUACAUUCCGUAUUUAAAAACAUAGCUGACUUUAAGGAAAAUUUAGCAAAAUGUAUGAUAACUAUAUUCCCAGCUAUGGAAACUGCAGAUAAAACAAUAGAAAUUUCUAAUAAAGUGGAAUCGCUAAGAAAUGUAUGUGAACAUCUCAGAGAAGUAAUUACGAUAACAAAAUUGAAUUCAACUCCUGUCGCCAUGAAUCAAGAAGUCAUCAUUUUAGAACAUCUUAUUAACAAACUUCUCGAUGCCACUGAUGUAACUAAAGGUAUUAAAAUAGAUCAAGUGAAAGAAAUAACUGAAGAAUUAUUUGAUAAGAUAGUUACUGUUGAAGAGGAAUUAAUUCAAUUUAUACCCCAAUCAGCAGAAAAAUUGGCACAGGAAGCUCAGCUUAUACAAACAAUCAAUGAAAUUGAAAGUAAUAUUGCCGUGUUGGAACAAUAUGAUUUUGUUGACUUAUCUCGUACUUCUGAUAUAACUUCAUGUACUUCUCCUCAAUUAGCAAUAGAAUUAGAAGCGGAAUCACUACUUCAAAUAGAUGACAUGAUGGAAAACGUAGUAAAUAUUAUACACGAUUCAGUUCAAGAAACGAGUGUGGCAGAUUUAAUAAUAUUAGAAAGCUUCUUUAAGACAUGUAAAGAUAAAUUUAUUAUAUUACGAUGUUUAAUAACGAAACAAUUAACUUAUAAAAAAAUUAUAAGGCUUGUUCAAGAAUUUAAAUCUCUGCAAAAUACAAUUGACGAUUUCAAAACAAAAAGACCUACUCUUAGAUUAUCCAUUGACGUAAAUGAUCACUUGACAACCUUUCUAACUCAUGCUGACCAAAGUGUUGAAUGUGUUAGAAAUUCUUUGAUUAAAAUUUUAUCUUCACAAUCAGAAUUACUGUUUAAAAGACCUAUUACUAAAUUAGAAACAGCCAACAAAGUAUUAAAACAAGCAAUAAAUAUUAGAAAAUCAGAGCAUACUGAUGAAGUAAUAACAAAAUUCAUAGAUAUUAUUGAAAUAAUACAGCCUGUGAUACAAAGAGCAGAAACAAAUAUUAUAAGGGAAUUACAAACGAACACUGAAGCAGCAAUAAAUGACGAAAAGACAAUCACUAAAAAACUGGGUGAAAUAUCUACAUUAGUUGAAAAUCAUGUCUCUUCCGAGUCAUUAGAUAAGGAAACAAAGAAAUUACUAGAAAAUGUAUUACUGUGUAUUCAAGGACAUAAAGACUAUGAACAUGCAACUGGAACAGGCAAAAUUUUGAUUAUUAUGAAAUGUCUUUCUGAAUGUGCAGAUAUCUUGCAAGGCAGUGUUUUGGAAACAGAAGUAUCAGAAUUAAAAUUAACAGAACAGAUACAACAGGAACAUAAUUUAAAAAUAAUCAUCAAUGAAAUGAUGGAGCCCUUACAAGAACUUCAUAGUCAGUUAAUAAAUAUUCAAGAGCGAGUACUAUCUGGUGCUGACGAAGAGUCAAUAUCACUUGACCUAACUUCUACCGAAUCUCUUGCGCAUACUGUAAAUGAUAUUCAUAAAGAAAUUGUUAAGAAAAUGGAAUCUGUUGAAACAUCUAACGUAGGUAGUGAAGACAUUUCAAUUAUAAUGGAAGUUGACAAAGAACUUCAUAUGAUUCAAGAAAGUAUAAAGUCGAUAGAAAAUGUUCAGGGUACUCAAAUAAUUGAAGAAAUAUCUAAACCAAUAAAAGACUUAGAAAACUCACUACAUAAUAUACUUUCAUCAAAUAAAGGCAGUAUUGAACAUAAGGAUAUAAUACCCAAAGAUGUCAAUUCCAAUAUAGAUUCACUGGAAAAUGCCCUUGAAAGAUUCGUACAUAUAGAAUUUCAAUUGUUGACUGCUUUGGGAUUAUUUGGUGAAAUUGAGGUUAAUAAAAGUGUACAAUUGGCGACCGAACUUAAAUAUUUAUUGUCACUUCCUGAAGAACUAAAAACUGCUAAUGUAAUAGAAAUGAAAACUGUUAAGGUCUCAUCGUUAAAGACAAUCUUAUCAAAAUUCAAUUGGUUGGAUACAGAAAAACAUUUACAGGGAAAAGAACCAUUAGACGCAGAAAAAUUAAAAUAUAUUUGUUUAACAACUUAUCAACUUUUAGUUGAAUUAGAUAAAAUUGAUAAUAGUUUAAACAUUAAUAAUGUACCAUUAAUUAGCCAAACACACGAUGAUAUAAAAGAAGAAAAAAUCCCAGAAUUAAUGCAUCAUAUUGAUCAAUAUAUAGAGAUGAUUGAAAUCGUUGAAGAAAUAUCUGCUAUUAUAAGAAUAGAAGAACUUAAAGAAUCAGUAAAUGUUGCACGUGAAUUACGUGAGAAUAUUACUGGGUUUGAGAAUAUUAUUGAAGAAGAUCUUAGUGAAAAUGUGAGAAAUGAAGUAUAUACAACUCAAGCUAAUCUUAUAAAUCAACUGCAAAAAGCUCUUUUAGCUGUACAAGUUCAAAUUUUUGAUUGUGAACAGGAAUUGGCUCCAGAAAUUGAUAAAAAUGCUUUGCAGCGGAUAGCAAGAGUUACUGCUCAAUUACAAAGUGACUUGACAGCUGUUACAGGAGUUCAAGUAGCUAUUCAAGCACCUCAUGAACCAUUACACGAUAUUGCAGAAUCCUUAAAACUUUCAGAAAAACAAGUCGACUCUACUGAACCUACAUCUUUCGAAGUAACCAAUGUCGCUGAAAUUUCGAAGCCUAUUAUUUUGGAACAAGUCGAUAUUUUAAAUGAUCAAUCUAGACCAUUAGAUCAAGUUGAUGUAGUGACUGAAGCCCUUGAAAAAGAAGCAGUAGUAUCAAAAAAAGAAGUUAUUGUGGAAGAAUCAAAAUCACUAAAAGAAAAAGUAAUAGAUGAAAGGAUAUCAACAAAUGAAACGGAGGUUACAAAAGAUACGGAAAUAAUUGUGGAAUAUUCUAAAGUCACAGAUUUUAUUGAUGAUUUUAAAUUGCAUAUUGAGCAAUUUAUGUCUCUGGAUAUAGUGAAAGUAGGAAACGCUUUAUCUAAAGGAAUAAAAAUCGAAGAAUUGGAACAUUCACUGGAAAUAGCCAAAGAAUUACAACAUAAUAUCGCUGAAUUCAAUGCCAUAGAAAUGACUGAUAGUAACAUAGAGUCAAAUAAAACAAAAAUCCAGCAAUUAAAUUUAGCUAAAGAAUUACAUUUGAUACUUCAAGUUAUCCAAAAACAAGGUCUUGAAAUAUUGAAAGAUCUUCCUUCCACUAUUGAUUGCAAUUAUCUACGUAUGAUAAUUCAAGUUGUUGAGAGUCUUAACAAGGACCUUGUUACUGUGUUAAAUAAAACAGAUACAAAAUUAGCAACAGAUAAUGUUGACAAUAUUACUCAACCUACUGAAAUUUCUUUAACAGAAAGUUUGCCAGUUGUUUCCACAGAGACUACUUUAGAACAGUUUUCAGCAGUUAAAGAUGAAAAUAUAAUGUUGCAACAAAGUACAAGAUCUGGGAAAGAAUCAGAAAAAAUUGCGAUGGAAACAGGUGAAGUUGUCUCUGAAGAAUCAAUAUUACCCUUAAAAGAUCCUAAAUAUGAAAGUGUUGAAUUAUCAGCAUUAGAUCAAGCUGAAAAUUUGGAACAAACUCCUGUUACAACAUAUGAUAGUAUUGUAGUCGAAGAUACACAAACCGUAGAUGCCGUAUCUUUAGUAAGUGCGGCCAAUGACGUAGCACCAAAAGUUAUUGAUGAAGAGGAGAAAAGUAAAAAAGACACCGACUCUAUACAACCGGGAAUGAAGAAUGAACACAUACAGGACACAAUUCAAGAAAUUCCAAGCAAAAUUUCAGAAUCACUUUUACACUACAUUCAAGUUUACAUAUCAGAAGAUAUAUCGGAAGUACUUAAUGAAAUCUGUUCUGUUAUAAAUACAAACAAUCUAAAGCGAUCGGUUAAUAUUGCAAAAGAUUUGUAUUUAAAUAUUUGUCAAUCAUCACUUUAUUUACAAACUGAAGAAAAUGUAAUACCGUUGGAAAUAAUGAGUAUGCAAGCUGCUUUAGCUCAACAGCUACUAAAUGCGACGUCUUCUUUUCAAAUUGAAGCUUUAGAAAAAAUCAAAAAUGUAUCUCCGCCUAUAGAUAAUUCCUUAGUCAAAAUUACUAAUAUAAUUGAACAUUUAAAUACUGAACUUGAGGCAUUUGUCUCAACUAAUCUAUUAUAUCAAACAAUACAACAAUCAUCAUAUAAAACAGAAGAAGAUGUAACUGAAAAAGUAGGCUCCAAAUUAACUGAAACGAUGAUUUCAAAAACACUAGAAGCUGAAAGUGAUAUUAAUGGAUCUGAAAAAAUUACUAGUACGUUUGCUAUAUCCACUGAAAUAUCGGAAGAAAGUAAAGCACUUAAUGAAUCAAAUAACGAAAUUCAAACGAACUCUGAACAUGAAACACAUGACAACACUUUAUUGGAACAAAAUGAGGCAUGUGUUCUUGAAAUUAUUAGUGAUAAAAAUAUAUCUUUUAACAAUGCUAUAGCAUCUGAAACGGUAUUAAUGAAUACAGCCUUACAGUUUGCACCAGGCGAAAAUAUAAGUAUAGAAUCGUUAUUACAAAAUCUUGAUACUUAUAUGUCAGACGAUAUUUCACAAAUAAUAAAUGAAAUAGCUACAAUCGUUAAUAAUGAUGAAUUGAAACAACCCCUUCAAAUAGCAAAAGAAUUACGUGAACUUCUAGCUUUAACUCAAUUAGAUUCUGAUUUGACUAAUCAAAAAGAAUUUAAUCUAGAAACAGCAAAAUGUAUCGAACAGUUGCAAAAUUAUUUAUAUAUAAUACAAACAUAUGCGGAUGAAACCACAGACAUUUUACAACCAGCUAUAAAUAAAAGUGAAUUGCAAAGAGUUACAGAAGUGACUGAAAAAUUAAUCAAAGACCUUUCUUUUUUUGUCACUACUACUAUAGUAGGUGUACAAAUAGCGCCAGUAAAUAAUAAUAGUAAUCACGAGAUAGAUAUGUGUAUAGAAAGAGCGGAAAGUGUUAAAGUAACUGAUGGUAUCAAAGAGAUUGAAAGAACUAAAGAAAUAAACAAACAUUCUGAAAAAGUUUUGCCGGACGAAUCUGUGGAAAAUGUUAUUGUUCUAGAAUGUACUAUUAUUGGACUUAAUUUGCCUGAAGUAGAGGAAACUACUAAUAUCACUGUUGAAGAGAUUUCAAACAUAGAUAAAUCUCUAGAAAGCCCUGAAUUUAUUAAGGAAAAAGAUAAUUAUGAGAUCAAAGAAGUUUCUUCAACGGAAGUAAUUGCAACUACAAGUGAUGCUUUAAUUUUGGCUAUCACUAAUGAAGUAAUGCCGAAUUACUCUACAGCUGAAAUAGUUUACCCAUACAACAUUUCAAAAUCCUCACUUGAGUCAUUAUUAAAUAAUGUGACAGACUUUUUAUCAGUUAAUGUUGCUGAAAUAGUUAGUGAAUUAUGUAACAUCACAAAAAUACAAGAGUUAAAAUAUUCAAUAAAUACAGCAACAUCUUUACGAGAUAAAUUAUUGGAGCCAGAAAAGAGCUCUGUUAUAUUACAAGAAAAUACACAUCUUAUACACGAAUUACACAAUGCCAUUUCUAUUAUGCAAGUACAUUUGAUUGACCAUACCGAAGAAUUACAAUUGAAAUUUGAAAAAGAUAAAUUGCAGAAUAUGAUAGAAGUAUCUUCUAAUUUAUAUUCUAAUCUUGCCGUUAUAGUUUCUUCUAUACAACAGACCAAGGAUAUUGUUAAGCAUGUAGAAGAGACCGUGGAAUUAAAUGUAAAAGCCCCUGUAACAGCUUCUAUUAAUGUUAUUGAAGAAAAUCCUUGUUUGCAAUAUGCAGAUGCAACUGAAAUCAAAAUUAUUUCUUCUGGAAAUUAUGAUGUAUCUACUAUAGCAGACGUUAUAAGUGAAGAAAGUGAUUUAAUAAUAAACAAAAAAGAUACUGAGCUACUGAUAGGGAAUGAUCAAGAGAAAAAUACUUUAUUAGAAUUGGAAAAAGUUGUUACAAAUGACGAUGUAAAUAAAUUUGAUAUCAUUCAAAAUAAACAAUUUGAUGAUCAGACAAAUAAAUCAAUUAAGAAUGACAACACCAAAAUGGAAAUUAACAGAGAAAACAGUAAUGUAAUAGUUGAAGAACUUCAGGAAAGUUUUGAUUUAAACGACGACAUUAAGUCAACGUUGACACAAGAAAUUGCUGUUACAGUUAUUCCUAAACUUGAAGAAUAUGCUGUGGGACCAUUUCAGUUAAUGGAUAUUCUCUUGGAACAUAUCGAGAAUUGCUUAUCUAAUAAGGCAGUGGAAUUAGUUAAUACAAUAUCAUUGAUUACUGAUUCAGAAUUAUCAAAUUCAUUUGUGAAUAUUUCUAAAGAAUUAUAUCAACAUAUACUUGAAAUAAAAACUGAAGAAAGCCAAAUCGAUAUAGAGAAUAAAGCAUAUGGAGAAAUUGUCGACAUUGCUUCAAAAUUUCAAAACGUGUUAACUGUCAUUCACGUUAAUUUUGUAACUUAUUUACAACAGCUUACUGAUCAGUCAGUUAGCAAUGACAAAAUACAAAACGUAAUUGAUAUAGUAAAUAUAUUACAGGAAGAUAUAUCUUCUAUAAUCAAUGCGCCUUUAAUGGUCCAACAAACUGGCGACCUAUAUGUCACAAUUACUGAUUCUAAUUUGCUCAAAACUACUGAUGUUGUACCAAUAUCUAUUAACCUUAGUGAUAGUGUAGAAAAAAGUUCUUUGUACAGUGAUACUGAUUCUAUCUUUGAACAAACUCUUGCAAUUGCUACUGAAAUAGUAAAUAAUGUUAUAGUAGAAUCCGAAGAUAUAGCAUUUAAAAAGUAUGGCGAACAUAUAUUAAAAAUUCUUGAGUUGGAGAAUCAAGAACCUGAUAUUGAACAGUUGUCUGCAUUAGAAUGUUCUCAAAAUAUGAUAUUCGAACAAAUUGAUAAUGCAGUAGUUACAUCAGAUUCAUGCAAAGUAAACAUUGCAGUUAUUGAAGAUGUAGACAAUGAAAUAAUCCUUAAUAAUAUGGAAGACGUAAAAAUAAAUAUUAUCAGUACUGCGUCUAAUAUACAAUCAGUAGAUACUACUUUGGAAGAGAACAAACAGACUACAGUAUCUUUGGAAAAAGAAAAUGUAUGUCCGCUGAACACAGAAAACGCCAGCAUAAACGAAAACGAUGGUGGAAGUGCUAUACAAAAGAAUUACGAAGCAGACAACCUCUUGCAUAGUAUUGAUAAUUUUGUAUCUAAUGAGGUAGCUGAAGUGGUUGAAGAGCUAUCAGAACUUCUUAAUAUGAAGCAAUUAAAGGAAUCUGUAGGUAUAGCGAAAGAGUUUCGUGAAUGUAUUGAAACUAUUGGAGAUGAUAAAGAAAUCACUUUAAUAUCGGAAAGCAAACGUGCAGAACAGACAAAACUUAAACAAAAACUGGUAGAAGCUCUGAUUGUUUUCCAAGAACAAAUAUUGGAAGCAGCCCCAGAAGUUAAACAAACUAUUAAUUCAGAGCAUUACAAGCAAGCUACGGAUGUUAUUGAACAUUUGCAGGAUAGUCUUAACAAGACAGUAAUUCCUUCUUUACAGACAAUUGUUAUUGAAGACCAACUAAGUAAUCUUUUGCAAAGUAUCGAUACUUUUGUAUCCAAAAACGUAGCUGAAGUAAUUGAGGAGAUAUCGGAACUGACUCAUACAAAACAAUUAAGUGAAUCUGUUGGCAUAGCCAAAGAGCUUCGAGAUAAUAUUGAAACUAUUGAAAAGGAAAAAGAUUCGAAUUUAUUACCUGAAAGCAAAUAUGCAGAACAAACAGAGCUCAAACAAAAACUGCAAGAAGCUCUGACAGUAUUCCAAGACCAAAUAUUAGAAGCAGCGCCAAAAUUGAAAGAAACGAUUAAUUCGGAACAUUAUAAGCAAGCUACGGAUGCUAUUGUACAUUUACAGGAGAAUCUUAACAAAGCAGUAAUUCCUUCUCAAACGAUUGUUAUCGAGGAUCAAGUCGGCGAUCUCUUGCAUAAUAUUGAUACUUUUGUAUCUAAAGAAGUAGCUGAAGUGGUUGAAAAAUUAUCAGAACUAACUCAUAUUGAGCAACUGAAGGAAUCUGUGGAUAUAGCGAAAGAGCUUCGUGAUGUUGUUGAAAUCGUUGGAGAUGGAAAAGAUACACACUUAAUAUCGGAAAGCAAAUAUGCAGAACAAACUGAGCUUAAACAUAAACUGCAAGAGGCUCUGACAGUUUUACAAGAACAAAUUUUAGAAGCAGCACCAGAACUUAAAGAAAAGAUUAGUACAGAAAAUUAUGAACAAGCUACAGAUGUUAUUGUACAUUUACAGGAAAAUCUUAACAAAGCAGUAAUUCCUGCUCCACAAACAAUUAUUAUAGAAGACCAACUAGGUAAUCUUUUGCAAAGUAUUGAUACUUUUGUGUCUAAAGAAGUAGCUGAAGUAGUUGAUAAGCUAUCGGAAUUGACUCAUACACAGCAAUUAAAGGAAUCUGUUGGCAUAGCCAAAGAGCUUCGAGAUAACAUUGAAACUAUUGAAAAGAAAAAAGAUUCGAAUUCAUUACCUGAAAGCAAAUAUGCAGAACAAACAGAGCUCAAACAAAAACUGCAAGAAGCUCUGACAGUUUUCCAAGAACAAAUAUUAGAAGCAGCGCCAAAAUUGAAAGAAACGAUUAAUUCGGAACAUUAUAAGCAAGCUACGGAUGCUAUUGUACAUUUACAGGAGAAUCUUAACAAAGCAGUAAUUCCUUCUCAAACGAUUGUUAUCGAGGAUCAAGUCGGCGAUCUCUUGCAUAAUAUUGAUACUUUUGUAUCUAAAGAAGUAGCUGAAGUGGUUGAAAAAUUAUCAGAACUUACUCAUAUUGAACAACUGAAUCAAUCUGUAGAUAUAGCGAAAGAGCUUCGUGAUGUUGUUGAAAUCGUUGGAGAUGGAAAAGAUACACACUUGAUAUCGGAAAGCAAAUAUGCAGAACAAACUGAGCUUAAACAUAAACUGCAAGAGGCUCUGACAGUUUUACAAGAACAAAUUUCAGAAGCAGCACCAGAACUUAAAGAAAAGAUUAGUACAGAAAAUUAUGAACAAGCUACAGAUGUUAUUGUACAUUUACAGGAAAAUCUUAACAAAGCAGUAAUUCCUGCUCCACAAACAAUUAUUAUAGAAGACCAACUAGGUAAUCUUUUGCAAAGUAUUGAUACUUUUGUAUCUAAAGAAGUAGCUGAAGUAGUUGAUGAGCUAUCGGAAUUGACUCAUAUACAGCAAUUAAAGGAAUCUGUUGGCAUAGCCAAAGAGCUUCGAGAUAACAUUGAAACUAUUGAAAAGAAAAAAGAUUCGAAUUCAUUACCUGAAAGCAAAUAUGCAGAACAAACAGAGCUCAAACAAAAACUGCAAGAAGCUCUGACAGUUUUCCAAGAACAAAUAUUAGAAGCAGCGCCAAAAUUGAAAGAAACGAUUAAUUCGGAACAUUAUAAGCAAGCUACCGAUGCUAUUGUACAUUUACAGGAGAAUCUUAACAAAGCAGUCAUUCCUUCUCAAACGAUUGUUAUCGAGGAUCAAGUCGGCGAUCUCUUGCAUAAUAUUGAUACUUUUGUAUCUAAAGAAGUAGCUGAAGUGGUUGAAAAAUUAUCAGAACUUACUCAUAUUGAACAACUGAAGGAAUCUGUAGAUAUAGCGAAAGAACUUCGUGAUGUUGUUGAAAUCGUUGGAGAUGGAAAAGAUACACACUUAAUAUCGGAAAGCAAAUAUGCAGAACAAACUGAGCUUAAACAUAAACUGCAAGAGGCUCUGACAGUUUUACAAGAACAAAUUUUAGAAGCAGCACCAGAACUUAAAGAAAAGAUUAGUACAGAAAAUUAUGAACAAGCUACAGAUGUUAUUGUACAUUUACAGGAAAAUCUUAACAAAGCAGUAAUUCCUGCUUCACAAACAAUUAUUAUAGAAGACCAACUAGGUAAUCUUUUGCAAAGUAUUGAUACUUUUGUAUCUAAAGAAGUAGCUGAAGUAGUUGAUGAGCUAUCGGAAUUGACUCAUACACAGCAAUUAAAGGAAUCUGUUGGCAUAGCCAAAGAGCUUCGAGAUAACAUUGAAACUAUUGAAAAGAAAAAAGAUUCGAAUUUAUUACCUGAAAGCAAAUAUGCAGAACAAACAGAGCUCAAACAAAAACUGCAAGAAGCUCUGACAGUAUUCCAAGAACAAAUAUUAGAAGCAGCGCCAAAAUUGAAAGAAACGAUUAAUUCGGAACAUUAUAAGCAAGCUACGGAUGCUAUUGUACAUUUACAGGAGAAUCUUAACAAAGCAGUAAUUCCUUCUCAAACGAUUGUUAUCGAGGAUCAAGUCGGCGAUCUCUUGCAUAAUAUUAAUGCUUUUGUAUCUAAAGAAGUAGCUAAAGUGGUUGAAAAAUUAUCAGAACUUACUCAUAUUGAACAACUGAAGGAAUCUGUAGAUAUAGCGAAAGAACUUCGUGAUGUUGUUGAAAUCGUUGGAGAUGGAAAAGAUACACACUUAAUAUCGGAAAGCAAAUAUGCAGAACAAACUGAGCUUAAACAUAAACUGCAAGAGGCUCUGACAGUUUUACAAGAACAAAUUUUAGAAGCAGCACCAGAACUUAAAGAAAAGAUUAGUACAGAAAAUUAUGAACAAGCUACAGAUGUUAUUAUACAUUUACAAGAAAAUCUUAACGAAGCAGUAAUUCCUGCUCCACAGACUAUAGUUAUCGAAGACCAACUAAGUAAUCUUUUGCAAAGUAUUGAUACUUUUGUGUCUAAAGAAGUAGCUGAAGUGGUUGAGAAAUUAUCGGAAUUGACUCAUACACAGCAAUUAAGGGAAUCUGUUGGUAUAGCGAAAGAACUUCGAGAUAAUAUUGAAACUAUUGAAAAGAAAAAAGAUUCGAAUUUAUUACCUGAAAGCAAAUAUGCAGAACAAACAGAGCUCAAACAAAAACUGCAAGAGGCUCUGACAGUUUUCCAAGAACAAAUAUUAGACGUAGCACCAGAAUUGAAAGAAACGGUUAAUUUAGAGCAUUAUAAGCAAGCUACGGAUGCUAUUGUACAUUUACAAGAAAAUCUUAACAAAGCAGUGAUUCCUUCUCCACAAACAAUUAUUGUAGAAGACCAAAAAGGUGAACUUUUGCAUACUAUUGAUACUUUUAUAUCUAAUGAAGUAGCUGAAGUAGUUGAACAGCUAUCAGAACUCAUUCAUAUGAAGCAGUUAAAGGAAUCUGUAGGUAUAGCGAAAGAGUUUCGUGAAUGUAUUGAAACUGUUGAAGAAACAAAAGAUACAAGUUCAAUAUCGGAAAAUAAGUAUGCAAAACAAGCAGAGCUUAAACAAAAACUGCAAGAGGCUCUCACUGUUUUCCAAGAACAAAUAUUAGAAGCAGCACCAGAACUUGAAGAAACUAUUAAUUCAGAUUAUUACAAGCAAGCUACGGAUGUAAUUGCACAUCUACAGGAAAAUCUUAAAAAGGCGGUAAUUCCUUCUCUUCAGAAAGUUGUUAUUCAUGACCAACUAAUACAAGAUACUCUUGAAGUAAAUUCAAUGAAAAAACUACAGGAGCUUUUACAAGAAGUUAGUAAUAAAAUUAAUUUGACUACACCUGAUAAAAGUACUGAAGAUACAGAGACUUUACGUGACACUCUGGACGAAGUACAAACUGUCAUUAUAAAAUUAAAACGAGAUUUCGAUGGAACCACCAAUGACACUCUCAAUGAAACUCUUGGCGAUUUAGAGUGCAGUGUGAGGAGUGUUCAACUUCAAAUUAAUGAAGAUAGCCCACCACAGUUAUUGAAAGAAGCUUGCGCUACAUUACAGUUAUUGGUCAAAAGUAUGAAAGAAACUCAUGAAGUACAUGUACCUGAAAUUAUAAGCAAAGACGUGACAGAUCGAAAUAUUCUUGACAAAUGCUCAAAGGAAACAGAAGAAACUGUUAAGUUGCUAGAUACUGCAUGCAAAAUAGAUACAAAACAAAAUCGGAAUUUAAUUGAUAUUGUAACUAAUUUAAAUAGUCUUAAAGAUGCCAUGAAAACUUUACGUGAAAGUUUCCUCUGUGAUGCUGAGACUUUGAUUGAAAAUGGUAUUAAUGUCAUUCAGAAUUUAGAUCAAAUGGAAGAAAAAGUUUUUACACUAGAAAAGAAAAUAGAAAUGGAAAAAAAUCUCUCACCAUCCAACAGGGAUAUUGUUAUAACUGCGGCACAUUCUGUUUACGGUACCAUAUCUAACAUGCGUAGUACAAUAUCAAGUAUUCAAAAACAGUUCAUGUGUGAGAAUUAUGGUAAACCAGCAGAAAACAUACUUCGUUCCAUAAAAAUGGUCACUUCUAUAUAUAAAGAAACCGACGAAACGACUAAACCUAAAUGGAAACGAUUCUCUAAAUCUUUACGUAAUGUUUUAAAUCAUUUUGAAGAUAUAAAGUUUUACAUAAACCUCGAUAAAACUGCUAGACUACCAAGUGAUGCGGCAUUCACUAAAAUCAUUCUUGAAGAAUUAAAAUCCAACAUUGAAGAAGUUUUAUCUAUGAUAUCUAAUCUUGAAGUAACUGAAAAAUUACAGGAUUCAUUACAGUAUGUAGAGACAUGUCUUUUAAAAAUCGAACCUCGUUCGUCUCUAGAAGUAAAAGAGAAAAUUCCAAUUUUUAAAGAAGUAGCAUCAAAACUUUUAAAUAUAUCAGUCGCCCUAACAGCCAAUAAAGCAACAUUGGAUAUCAAAGAUGAAUCCUUAAAAUUAGAUCAGGAAUUGGAAAAAGAUUCUAAUAUAAUUGAAGAUAUUAAGAUUCCUGUUAUUACAGAAAAUUUUGCUAUUGAAACUGAUUUGGUAAAUAUAAAUGAAAGUACUCCUGACACAAGCAUAAAAUCUGAGGAUAAAAUAAAAUCUGUUACUAUUGGUUUGGAAGGAAAUGUUGCUGAAGAAAAAGUAGUUGUUAUUGAAGAAAACAUAUACCCGCCAAAAGAACUUUCUUCUCCUUCAACUAGUAUACAAACCGAAGAAAUUAUACUACCCUUAGAAAAAAUACAGGAAGAUACAUUUAGUAACCAAGAACCGUUACAGGAAGGAAUUGUAAUUCAUACUAAAGAGACAGAUGAUAUAAAUGAAAACAUAAGAUGUGAAUAUGAUCUUGAAACUAAAAAUGAAACAGAUCUAAUUCAACAAAGAACAUCUAAUGAAACGGGUCAAAUAAAGAAUAAAGAUGUUAUAAGUUCAGAAGAAAGACUUCAUACAGUUAAUAUCAAUGAAGAAGGAACACAAAUUGAAAAAGCUGAAAUAUCUACGAUAUCUGAGAAAAAAGAUCAUUUAGAACAGGAAACUGAAGAAAAUGUACAGUUAGAACAUGAAGAUGAAGAUAAACAAAUAUUAUUAGAAAGAAAAGAUGAGAAACAAAAUUCGAGCACAUCAUUAGAAAAAUACCAAACUGCUGCUGGCUGUUCGAAUGAGCAAAUGUAUACCAAUGAUAAUGAACAAUUAAAGAUACAAAAAAAUAAUCAACAAACAGAAGAUGAAAUGAGAACACAAGAAGUAAUGUCUGAAAAUAAAGAAGAAAAAGAGCAUCUCGAAUUAAAUGAAAUAUCAGGGAAAAAUAAACAAAAAAUAGAAAUGACAGAAAUAGAUAACAAAAAAGAAAAAGAAGCAAAAUCAGAAUCUGGGCAAACAGAAAAUGAAAUUAAAAAAGAAAUUAGUGAGGAGGGAGAAAAACUGAAAAUAGAAACGAAACAGGUAGAAGAAACUCGUGUAGCAAAAGAAGAGGAACAAGCAAAUAAAAAAAGAACACAAGAAUUAGAAGAAACUCAAAUUCAAAAACAAGAGGAGGAUCGAGAAAAAUUAGAAAUGGAAUCAAAACAACAUGAGGAAGCCCAUCUAGCAAAAGAAGAGGAAGUCCCUGAUAAGAAAGAAAAAGAAAAACAAGAAGAAGAAGCUCGAAUUCAAAAAGAAAAGGAGGAUCGUGAAAAGCUGGAAAAGGAAACCAAACAACGAGAAGAGGCUCGUAUAGCAAAAGAAAAGGAAGAAGCAGAUAAGAGAGAAAAAGAAAAACAAGGAGAAGAAGCUCGAAUUCAGAAAGAAAAGGAGGACCGUGAAAAGCUGGAAAAGGAAACAAAACAGCAAGAAGAAGCUCGUAUAGCAAAAGAAAAGGAAGAAGCAGAUAAGAGAGAAAAAGAAAAACAAGAAGAAGAAGCUCGAAUUCAGAAAGAAAAGGAGGACCGUGACAAGCUGGAAAAGGAAACUAAACAGCGAGAAGAAGCUCGUAUAGCAAAAGAAAAGGAAGAAGCAGAUAAGAGAGAAAAAGAAAAACAAGAAGAAGAAGCUCGAAUUCAAAAAGAAAAGGAGGACCGAGAAAAACUAGAAAAAGAAACAAAACAGCGAGAGGAAGCUCGUUUAGCAAAAGAAAAGGAAGAAGCUGAUAAGAGAGAAAAAGAAAAACAAGAAGAAGAAGCUCGGAUUCAGAAAGAAAAGGAGGACCGUGAAAAAGUAGAAAAGGAAACAAAACAGCGAGAAGAAGCCCGUUUAGCAAAAGAAAAGGAAGAAGCAGAUAAGAGAGAAAAAGGAAAACAAGAAGAAGAAGCUCGAAUUCAGAAAGAAAAGGAGGACCGUGAAAAGCUGGAAAAGGAAACUAAACAGCGAGAUGAGGCUCGUAUAGCAAAAGAAAAGGAAGAAGCAGAUAAGAAAGAAAUAGAAAAACAAGAAGAAGAAGCUCGAAUUCAGAAAGAAAAGGAGGACCGAGAAAAACUAGAAAACGAAACAAAGCAGCGAGAAGAGGCACGUCUAGUUAAAGAAAAGGAAGAAGCAGAUAAGAGAGAAAAAGAAAAACAAGAAGAAGCUCGAAUUCAAAAAGAAAAUGAGGACCGAGAAAAACUAAAAAAAGAAACAAAACAGCGAGAAGAAGCUCGUUUAGCAAAAGAAAAGGAAGAAGCAGAUAAGAGAGAAAAAGAAAAACAAGAAGAAGAAGCUCGAAUUCAAAAAGAAAAGGAGGACCGAGAAAAACUAAAAAAAGAAACAAAACAGCGAGAAGAAGCUCGUUUAGCAAAAGAAAAGGAAGAAGCAGAUAAGAGAGAAAAAGAAAAACAAGAAGAAGAAGCUCGAAUUCAAAAAGAAAAGGAGGACCGAGAAAAACUAGAAAAGGAAACAAAACAGCGAGAAGAGGCACGUCUAGUUAAAGAAAAGGAAGAAGCUGAUAAGAAAAGAAAAGAAAAACAAGAAGAAGAAGCUCGAAUUCAAAAAGAAAAGGAGGAUCGUGAAAAGCUGGAAAAGGAAACCAAACAACGAGAAGAGGCUCGUAUAGCAAAAGAAAAGGAAGAAGCAGAUAAGAGAGAAAAAGAAAAACAAGAAGAAGAAGCUCGAAUUCAAAAAGAAAAGGAAGACCGUGAAAAGCUGGAAAAGGAAAAUAAACAGCGAGAAGAAGCUCGUAUAGCAAAAGAAAAGGAAGAAGCAGAUAAGAGAGGAAAAGAAAAACAAGAAGAAGAAGCUCGAAUUCAGAAAGAAAAGGAGGACCGUGAAAAGCUGGAAAAGGAAACUAAACAGCGAGAAGAAGCUCGUAUAGCAAAAGAAAAGGAAGAGGCAGAUAAGAGAGAAAAAGAAAAACAAGAAGAAGCUCGAAUUCAAAAAGAAAAGGAGGACCGAGAAAAACUAGAAAAAGAAACAAAACAGCGAGAGGAAGCACGUUUAGCAAAAGAAAAGGAAGAAGCAGAUAAGAGAGAAAAAGAAAAACAAGAAGAAGAAGCUCGAAUUCAAAAAGAAAAGGAGGACCGAGAAAAACUAGAAAAAGAAACAAAACAGCAAGAGGAAGCUCGUUUAGCAAAAGAAAAGGAAGAAGCAGAUAAGAGAGAAAAAGAAAAACAAGAAGAAGAAGCUCGAAUUCAAAAAGAAAAGGAGGACCGAGAAAAACUAGAAAAAGAAACUAAACAGCGAGAGGAAGCUCGUUUAGCAAAAGAAAAGGAAGAAGCUGAUAAGAGAGAAAGAGAAAAACAAGAAGAAGAAGCUCGAAUUCAGAAAGAAAAGGAGGACCGUGAAAAGCUGGAAAAGGAAACUAAAGAGCGAGAAGAGGCUCGUAUAGCAAAAGAAAACGCAGAAGCAGAUAAGAGAGAAAAAGAAAAACAACAAGAAGAAGCUCGAAUUAAAAAAGAAAAGGAGGACCGUGAAAAGCUGGAAAAGGAAACUAAACAGCGAGAAGAAGCUCGUAUAGCAAAAGAAAAGGAAGAGGCAGAUAAGAGAGAAAAAGAAAAACAAGAAGAAAAAGCUCGAAUUCAAAAAGAGAAGGAGGACCGAGAAAAACUGGAAAAAGAAACAAAACAGAGAGAGGAAGCUCGUUUAGCAAAAGAAAAGGAAGAAGCAGAUAAGAGAGAAAAAGAAAAACAAGAAGAAGAAGCUCGGAUUCAGAAAGAAAAAGAGGACCGUGAAAAGCUGGAAAAGGAAACUAAACAGCGAGAAGAGGCUCGUAUAGCAAAAGAAAAGGAAGAAGCAGAUAAGAGAGAAAAAGAAAAACAAGAAGAAGAAGCUCGAAUUCAAAAAGAAAAGGAGGACCGUGAAAAGCUGGAUAAGAAAACUAAACAGCGAGAAAAAGCUCGUAUAGCAAAAGAAAAGGAAGAAGGAGAUAAGAAGAACAAAGAGAAACAAGAAGAAGCUCGAAAUCAAAAAGAAAAGGAAGAUCGUGAAAACUUGGAAAAGGAAACUAAACAGCGAGAAGAAGCUCGUAUAGCAAAAGAAAAGGAAGAAGCAGAUAAGAGAGAAACAGAAAAACAAGAAGAAGAAGCUCGAAUUCAAAAAGAAAAGGAGGACCGUGAAAAGCUGGAAAAGGAAACUAAACAGCGAGAAGAAGAGGAUUCUGACAGGCUCAGAGAUAAAAAAAUAGCAAAGAAGAAAUCAAAGAAUGAUGCAGAGAAUAAAUUAGAAACUGGUAAAAAUGAAUCUAAUUUGCGCCAAGAAAUGAAAUCUCAAUUGGAAGAAAGUAAUUAUGAAAGAAAAAGAGAAGAUAUAGAUUACAGUGAAAAAUAUAAAACGGAAAACAAAAUCAAUGAAAUUGAUAAAGUUAACGAAGAAAAACAAAAGAUAAGAAUUAAACGUCAAAAAGAAGAACAACAGGAAAAAGAAGAAAGAUUUAGCAAAAGUUCUGUUAAUAAUAAAGUGGAAGGAAUGGAAAUGGGACCAAUAAAGAAACUGGAUAAUGAAGAACUUGUGAAUAAUUUGGGCCUAUCACAAACAAAUGAUAUUAAAGAAUACCAACAUGAGCUUUCAGCAGCUCGAAGCAAACAAGAAAAUAGAGAAAGGUCUAAGUUUAUUGAUCAUAGUCACAGAGAUUAUACUAUGGACUUUGCUCGUCCUUCUAUAUAUAGGGAGAAAACAUACGAAAUGCACAAAUUAAGUACAGAUUCGUAUAAUCUCAGCCGUGGUACUGGAAUAUAUAAAGCGGAAACGUUAAAACUUGAUGCACAAAUUCGAUCAUCCUUACCACCACAUCUUGAUAUGAGCAGAAAUAGUGAACCAGUAGAGCGGCGAGAAAUCAGGCAUAAAUCGAAAGCUUUAAGCGAAGCUAGAAGUAUAUUGUCAGAAAAACGGGCAAGUGUACCUCGGGACAUUAAAAGAAAACCUAUAUUUUCUACUCAUUUAACAGACAGAACCGCUGUUGAAGGGUCGCGAGUGAAGUUAACUUGCAGUGUCUUAUCUUUAACAGACCCAUCCAUCACUUGGUACAGAAAUGGAGUAUUAUUGGAUAAUAAAUUGAAAUACAAAACCAGAGUUGUAGAUGGUCUUAUAACUUUGGAAGUUCUUAACGCUAUACCGAGUGAUUCCGCAGAGUAUAGCUGUACUGUAGAAAAUGAAAACGGUUCAGUUAGUACUUCUGCUAACCUUAAAGUUUAUCCGAGUUUCAAAGCAUCGCCUAUUCCUCCUACUUUCACACGUUCCAUAAGAGAUAAUUACCAUUUGGCUGAAAAUGAAUUAGUAUUGGAAUGCCGAAUACGUGGUCAACCUCUUCCAACUAUAACAUGGUUAAAGGACGAGAAACCAAUUGUUACUAGUGAGAGAUUUCAGGCCUAUUAUCUUGCUGAUGGUGUUUGUAGAUUAGCAAUAGAUUCUCCAACGCCAGAGGAUAGUGGAAAGUACACUUGCAAAGCUGAAAAUUCUGUAUGGUCUGAUCAAAUAAGCCAUGUAGUAAACUUUACUGGUAAAGAAAGUCGACUUAGUCCUAAUUUAACAACAACUGAACGAUCACGUUUCAAUCGUCAAGCUAUGGAGUCUCGAAGACCUCACUUCACUAAUGUUUUAUCAGAUUUUAAAGUAGCUAGAGGAGGUACAAUUGGUUUACAAGUAGAAAUUAAAGGGUCACCUACUAAAGUCGAGUGGUUACGUGAAGGUCAUUCAGUUAUGGAUAUGUACCGAAAUGCGCGAACAUUCGUUGAACAGGGGCUGUACACGUUGGCUCUCUCAGAUGUUACAGAGAAAGAAUCAGGAUUAUAUACGUGUAGAGCAUGGAGUAGUCAUGGAACUGUAGAUAUGAAUGCAGCGAUUACUGUGGUGCAACCUAAUGAACUAGAGGGAAAACCUGCUAUGAUUGUUGGUCGUCCAGAGAAAGAUGUGCUCAUUUCGGUUGGAGAAGAUUUGAAUAUCUCGUUUAGAGUGCAAGGCGAACCAAAACCUAAAGUUAUCUUCAUGAAGGGUAUACGAGAUAUCACAAAUAGUCAACGUGUAUGCAAAAUGACGUCUGAUGACUACGUUAAAUUUACCUUGAAGAGAUCAGUAAUUGCCGAUGCUGGCACUUAUUGCAUUUUAGCAAGAAAUGCCUACGGUUGCGACAGGGCCUUUGUCACUGUUGUGAUAAGACAGCGAGCUUCGUCUGAUAAUCUUAUAUCAGAUUGGACAUAUCCAUUAGACGAUUCAGUGUUAUCAAUGGCUGAACGAAACUAUAAACCUGUACCUGACCGGAUCCCGGGCGAACCAAGUGUCGUGGACGGUGGGAAUAAUUGGAUCUCCCUGGCUUGGCCCAAACCAGACCCACGCGAUUCCGCACCUGUAUUAGCUUACAAAGUAGAGUGCUGGCUAUCUGGUAAAGAAGGUGGCGCGAGGUGGUCGGAACUAGGCAUAACUCCGCUCAAUUCGUUUGACGCAUUUAACCUCAAACAAGGAGAAGAGUAUCACUUCCGAGUAACUCCUAGAAACAGGCACGGUUGGGGAGAAUCAGUGCAAACAUCUACCCCAAUUGGAGUUGGGCUAGGGGGCGACCGACCGGAAUUUAUUGAUAUACUUCCCGGUCAACUGAAAGUGUUACUUGGGUCCACCGCAAACUUGACUUGCAGCGUCAAGGGGAAACCGGUUCCAGAAGUCGUGUGGAUGAAGAACGGGCAUGAAAUAGAUGAAGAAGAAAGACGGAUGAAGACAUCAUUCAACGGAUACAAUUGUAACCUAACUAUCAACGAUAUUCACAUUGAUGAUGAGGCGAGAUACAGCUGCGAAGCGACCAAUGUUCACGGACGAGCCUCCACGUACGCACGCCUGGCUGUCGUCACAGAUAAACUUAUAUGGGAGGCUGAUGUUAAGCUUAAGAGAGAAAGGUCAGCAGACGUGGACGGCGUUUAUCCGCCUCAGUUCACGAUGCGGCUACGCGACAGACGCGUGCAGGCGACGUACCCAGUCCGCCUGACGUGCCAGGUGGUUGGCUGCCCCGCGCCCACUGUCACAUGGUUCAAGGACGGCGAGGAGAUCACCCCUGGCAACCGGCACACACAAUCCCAAGAUGAACACUUCCAUACGCUGGAAAUCGCGCCAACCACCCUCGAAGAUGGAGGCCUGUACGAAGCAAUGGCAAGAAACCCAAGCGGCGCCAUCAGUUGCCGUUGUAGCCUGGUUGUGGACAAAGGAAUCAGGGCAUACGUUGCUCCCGAGUUCUGCUGCGGUCUGGAACCACUUUACAGAUUGAAUGAAGGUGAAGAACUUAGAAUAUCAGCAGUGGUAGAGGCUUAUCCAUCAGUCGGUGUCACGUGGUACAGAGACGGGGUCCGUCUCCGUCCUAGUCGUCGAGCGAUAAUGACCUUAGACAGAGAUGGCCAAAUAGAGCUGGCUCUCGCAUCCAUAACUCCUCGCGACGCAGGAGUUUACACGUGUACAGCGUCGAAUGAGGUCGGCAGGGCGUCUACCUCCGGGAAGGUGGAAGUGAUUGAGGGAGAAGGAUCUGUUGAUUCUAAGAAAUCUCCACCGAUUUUGAUAAGUCCAGAUAUACCAUAUUCCAAAGAGCCAAUGUUCAUACGGAAGCCGAGAUCCAGCGAGGCCAGGGAAGGCGACACCGUGAUUAUUCAAUGCGAAGUGGUCGGCGAUCCCAAACCAGACGUCUUCUGGCUGAGAGACUUUUUGAAGCCUGAUUACUAUCGGGACGCGACACACUUCAAACGAGUGGGCGCCGGUCCCGAGUACCGUUUCGAGAUCCCUCACGCCAAGCUUGACUAUACAGGAGCCUAUUCGGUCGUCGCCAGGAACGUUCACGGAGAAGCUAAAGCGGUUAUAUCUCUUCAAAUAUUGGCCAAAGACCCCAAUGCGACCGAAGAUGCCCAUAAUGUAAGAUAUGGCCGUGUAGAAGUUAUACCUCGUUUCGAACGCGAACUUACUGAUUUGUUGUGCUACGACGGUGACGCGAUUGAGUUCGAGUGUCGUGUUUCUGGAAACCCUGAACCUGACAUCCGAUGGUUCCACUAUACGGAGUUGAUCCGACAAUGCCCUGAUUUCGAGUGGUCAUUCGACGAGGGCACAGCUCGGCUAAAGAUCAAGCAAGUAACAGCUGAAGAUGAAGGCACAUACAUCUGUGAGGCCUCGAACAGCCUUGGGAAGGCCACGUCUAACGCUUGUCUCGUUGUUUACCCUCCUGGUGAACCCAACACCCUGAGCCAGCGGCUGCGGCGACCACCAGCGUUGCUGUCAGCUGCCUCCACGCCGCGUUCCACACCUCGUAGCACUCCAGCUAGAUCCGUCUCCAGAACACCUGGCCCGGACCCGAGACGGCUCUGCAGCAGUCCAUCCCGCCAAAUGGCUCCCAAAUUCUACACAUAUCCAUUCAACAAAGUGGUCGAGGAAGGAGACCACGUAGUGUUCCAGUGCGCCGUCAAGGGUCUCCCCGCCCCUUGGGCCACCUGGGACAAGGACGGGAUAAUCAUUACCCCUUCCUCAAGGAUCACUGUUAGAGAGAAGGACGAGAUCCUGAGGAUUUUAGAGAUCGAACAAGUGACGAUAGAAGAUGUCGGCCUAUACAGGAUAACCCUGGAGAAUGACUUCGGCCGGGCUGAAGCCUCGGCGAGGUUGGAGGUCAUCUCGCAGAAGGGAAAGUUCUACGCCGGAGUGAGGUCCUGCAGCGCGUCUCCGAGGAGAUCGCUCUCGUACAGAAGAAGGAUGCCUUCUUCGUCAAAAGACUGAUGCUGCCAUCUUGCCGUCUUGGCCGACUUCUGGAACUUUAUGUGGAACGACGUAAGGCUCUUACCUUUUACUGCGAAGCGAAGUUGGGUACCCACUUUACGAUUGCUCGGCGAUUUGAUGCUAUGCGACUAAUAUCAACUCCUUGUACUGCAUCUCUAUAUUAAACGUAUUUAUCUAUUUCAGGAUUUGAAAGGGCAACGAUCGUGAGAUGGAUAAUUUAAUUUAAUUUUGUUUUAAUCUUCGCAUUUUAUUUAUUAAUUUAUUUAUAUUGCAAUUGACAUUAUUAUAGUAGAGUUAUAACAACGUUGAGUUUUUGUUUUGUUUAGGUUAUAUUUUAUACGUGGUUUCACGCGCCUUCGCCACCAGAGUCAGGGACCUUGUACGCCAUGACGCGAGGCGACUGUACUUCUGAAACAAACACUGGCGUCCAAAUUAAUGUUAAUUAAACAAUACUCAAUAUAAAAUCAUUGUGUAAUUCACAACUUGUAAAUAAUCACAAAAUACUUGUAUUAAUUUAUAAUACAAAUUAAGAUUUACGACGCUUGCAUUUUUAUCGAUAUCAUGCACUAUUAGAGUUUAUUCAUUAAUUUAAUAAUUAUUUAAUUGUGUGAUAAAAACGUCAUUAUAAUUAUACUAACGUCGUUGGAUAAUGGCGCGUGAAACGCACGCGUGUGCGAGCCGCACACACGUUUACGAUCUGCCUGUACUAUAUACUGUACUGUACUUAUUAUCGAACCUUGUAAAGCAUCCGAGUUUAGUCCAAAAAUAGUCAGUUAGCGCACACACCUCGAGAUAUUGUGAAAAUAAAUUUUAUCACUUAUCA
Molecule: messenger RNA, 27613 nt
Organism: Galleria mellonella (greater wax moth)
Lineage: Eukaryota; Metazoa; Arthropoda; Insecta; Lepidoptera; Pyralidae
Exons: 44
Coding region: 64-26790 (8908 amino acids)
Molecular function (GO): protein binding
Source: RefSeq, a predicted model, not a curated record